Messenger RNA from Esox lucius (northern pike), 1561 nucleotides. RefSeq names its product Porin3_Tom40 domain-containing protein. Gene Ontology annotation, biological process: protein import into mitochondrial matrix. The transcript has 11 exons. Gene Ontology annotation, cellular component: mitochondrial outer membrane; mitochondrial outer membrane translocase complex. Gene Ontology annotation, molecular function: transmembrane protein transporter activity. The record is from RefSeq and is a predicted model, not a curated record. NCBI's taxonomy places the organism in Eukaryota, Metazoa, Chordata, Actinopteri, Esociformes, Esocidae. Bases 123 to 1115 code for a protein of 330 amino acids.
UGUCGGAGGUGGUCCUUGGUUCUCAGCAUCUCCAUCCUCCAAAAAAAACCUUCACCUGUUUCGGCAUCUCUACUCUGCCUUCCGCCAGCCGCUAACUGUUCCAGUAGGACGCGUGAGCCCUAAUGGGCAGUGUUCUGGCCUUGUCUGGUGCUGGCCGUCAGAACUGGCCUUUCUCCUCGGAAACACCCCCUCCCCAGUGGGACACACCCCCUGCUUACUGGGACACACCCCCUCGCUGGGAGAGACGGGACGGACGCCUUCCCAACCCAGGGAGCUUCCACGCUCUGCAUCGCAGCUGCAAGGAUGUGUUUCCACAGCAGAUUGAGGGAGUCAAGAUGACUGUCAACAAAACGCUCAGCAGCUUCUUCAAGGCCAGUCAUACCCUUCACCUCAGUGCAGUGAGUCCAUCCCAGUAUCGCUUCCACGUGGAGCAUCGGCAUGUAGACAGCCACGGCAAAGACUCGGACUCCCCUGUGCUGAUCGGUGAGAUGGACUCAUCUGGUAGUCUAAAUGCUCAUUCACUGCUGCAUCUGAGUGAACGAGUUAGGGCCAAGGCUGUGUUUCAGACCCAGCAGGCCCAGUUUGUGACCUGGCAGUUUGAGGCGGAGUACAGAGGAAGUGACUUCACUGCUGCUGUAACCAUGGCGAACCCUGAUAUCCUGCGGGAGUCAGUUAUCCUGGUAGCCCACGUCCUGCAGAGUGUGUGUUCAGGGCUGGUGUUGGGGGGAGAGCUGGUCUACCACAGAGGAAGACAUGAUGAAGGAGGAAUACUGACGCUGGCCGGACAGUACACAGGUCCUAACUGGGUGGCAACGCUGAAUGCAGGGAAAGGAGGAGCACAUGCCAGCUACUACCACCGAGCUAACAAACAGAUUCAGGUGGGAGUGGAGUUUGAGGCCAGUACGAGGACCCAGGAAACAACAGCCUCUUUUGGCUACCAGAUGGAACUCCCAGAAGCUAACAUGGUUUUUAGAGGCAUGUUGAACAGCAGGUGUAUAAUAGGAGGAGUCCUGGAGAAGCGAUUGUCUCCUCUUCCUGCUACAUUACUGAUGGGAGCCUUUGUGAAUCACCGUGGAGACAAGCUGCAGGUCGGGCUGGGAGUCAGCGUGGGCUAAACAACAUUACCCAGAGCCCUUUACAUCAGGGAGUCUGUCAUAUGCACCUCCACCAGCUCAGUGGCCUCAUGGGAAACAGAGUUCCUGUCUCAGGACUAGGCAAAUGGUGCAGCAAGAAGUUCCCUCCUGUUCACUUCCUGUUGAUGAAGCUAAACUGGGCAGAAUCCUCCCUCUACCCACAUUGUACUGUAUUCUCACUGUAUUUUAAAGAAUGUUUUCUGUGUAUCAUAAUAAUUAUCAGAUUAUGUUGGGGUUCUUUUUUACUAAUGAGAAUCCAAGUUCAGCACUAAACAAAAUCCUUAUUAUUUUCUGAUUAAUCGCAUUGUCUGUAAACAAAGAAAUAUCUUGAAAACCUCUGAAAUACAUGUCUGAUACAGCUAAUGUCUAAAAUGCCUUGUUAAAACCAUGUAAAUUUUGAAGUAGCAUUAAAUUGGGGUUUCUAAGGA